AUGAAGACUACCCUUUUCACAUCCGCCGCCGCCACUGCUCUUAACUUUGCCUCCGGCACCAUUGCCAACCACUGCAGCUGGAAGCCCGCCGAAGGACCCUUCCUCAGGAAGUGGCGCGUUAUCGCCUCUGGCGUGGAUGAUAUCCCCGGAAAAUGCGGUGGCUUUUGGGACAACAUGAACAACAAGAACUUCAACGGUGCCUGUGGCGCUCUCUCCGAAACCAGCUGCGGUAGAGACGGCAACGGAGAUAUGGCUAUCAACUUCUUUUCCAUGUCUACCUGCAACGGCGGCCACGUCGAGUCGGCGUGGUGGGAGGCUACUAGGAACCAAUUCGGUGGCAUCACCUGCAAUAAGGAGGAGCCUUUCAAACGGGUCUAG
Messenger RNA from Fusarium pseudograminearum CS3096, 378 nucleotides. RefSeq lists its product as uncharacterized. Bases 1 to 378 code for a protein of 125 amino acids. Lineage: Eukaryota; Fungi; Ascomycota; Sordariomycetes; Hypocreales; Nectriaceae. The transcript has a single exon. The record is from RefSeq and is a predicted model, not a curated record.